CAUCACAUACAUGUCAUAUGUCAUCCGAUCCAUCGUAUUGUAUGUACGUGCACGCGACUAGAAAUGACAUAUGGACACUGUAGAGAUGUGACCUGCAUAAUACAGGAUUAUUUUCUCCUGAUUAGUGAGUUCAUACACAACAAUCGGUUUAUAAAGAUCAAGUGAGUAGUACCAGCUAGCAACAAGUAGGACAAUUUCACAGGAGAAAUAUGGCUGCGUGGUGGUGGAAACUCGGCCCAGUAAAUGUCCUUCUUUGCAGUUUUCUACUGACCGUGUUUUCUGCAUCUCCCUAUUACAAGCAGGCGCCCUCAACGUCGGACGCCCCGUUAGUUUUGCUUGUCUCCUUUGAUGGAUUCCGGUGGGAUUACUUGGACAGAAACAAGACCCCAAGUUUCGAUAGUUUCGUCCGAGACGGGGUCAAAGCCAAGUACCUUUUCGACACGUUCGCGUCCAAGACGUUUCCGAACCACUACACGAUUGCGACCGGAUUGUACCAAGAAUCGCACGGCAUUGUGGGGAAUAAUAUGUACAAUGUGUCAACAGGAGCCAAGUUUACCCUGCGUCACAAAUUCAACUCGUCGUGGUGGGAAGGCGGGGAACCAAUCUGGGUGACCAAUCAGAAUCAAGGGGGUCACAGCGGCCUCAUUAUGUACCCCGGCAUGGAGAUCCAAAUACGCGGCCAAUACCCAUCCUACAGACUGCCGAAGUACAAUUCUACGUUCCCGUACGAGGAGCGCAUCAACAUCAUGACGAGACUUUUCGCCAACGGCUCGAUAAAUCUCGGACUAUUAUAUUUCAGGGAACCGGAUCACUCCGGCCACAUGCUCGGCCCCAACUCACCAGACAUGGAUGCUGUCAUUCAGAUGUGCGACGAAACCCUGGGAUACCUGAUGAAAAAGCUGCGGGAUGCAGGCUUGGGGGACAGAGUGGACGUUAUCGUCACGUCCGACCACGGGAUGACGCCAGUUUCCAAGGACAACUUCACGCAGUUGGAUGAUUUUGUUGACCCCGAGCUUUACUAUUACACAGAUAAUAAUCCUGUGAUUGGUAUUUGGCCACACAAAGAGAGUGACGUUGACGUCAUUUACAACAAGCUCCAGGGAGCCAGCCCUCAUGUGUCCGUGUACUUAAAGGACGAGAUACCGGCGCAGUACCAUUACCGUGACAACCCACGCAUCGCACCGAUUCUGCUGGUUGCUAAGGAGGGCUGGGCAAUUCACGUUGGCAACAAAACAGGGAGUCAUUUUUUGAACUACAAAGGAAACCAUGGUUUUAACAACAGCCUGAUGUCCAUGCAUCCAAUCUUUGUCGCCCGUGGUCCUUCAUUCCGUCAGGGACUACUGGUGGAGCCCUUUGAAAACGUCAACAUCUACCCACUUAUCUGCAAGAUUUUAGGCCUGGAACCCGCACCGAAUAACGGCUCGUUGGAAAAUGUGCAAGAUUUACUGAAAUACUCGGAGCUUGUCACAAUAAUGACAACAAACGAGAAAGGAAUCAUCACUGAACCGCCUCCUUCAACUUGGUCUACCGGCACUGUCAUCGGCAUCGCAGUAGCCGGAGCCAUACUCCUCGUAGCUGCCUGUCUCCUAUUGGCCAUGUGUGCCAGGCAGCGGUCCUAUCGCCAGCAGCCUAGGGAGUACACGCCCAUCGCAGAUACAUCGCUGGAGGGCGUCGACGAGAUUGCUGAUUCGGGAUUCUCCUCCUACAACUAUCCCAACACCAAGAUCUGAAUCUGGAGAAGGGAGAGGAAUAAUGGAGGUGGGAGUUUAAGGUGGUGUCCACAUAUGGCUUUCAAUUGCUCAUACACCUAUGGAAGUGGCUAAGUCUACUUUCCAUAGACGCAUGUGUUACUAGCCGUAGCCGAGUAGUUUGGGUGUAGCCUCAGUUAAAUCUUCACAAGUCCGUGAUAAAAGUCUUAACCAGUUUGCGCCGGAGGCCGUGAUAACACGCGCUGGCUGUUGUACCCAGGCACAGCUGACGGAUUAAGACGUCAAGAUUGUCUCGAAUCGCCUCCGGGUGACGUCUUAACAGGCUAAUCCCUCGUGCCUUUUGUAUAUAUACACACACACAACAUGUGUUGAUCUUCAAUUGGCUGCUUGUGCACGGCCUGUUGUUGUACAAUUUAAGCUCUAGUACACACCCCGGAGAAUUGAAACAUAUGAGGUUGUGGCAAGAAAUAUCGUACAAAUACUGUUGAAAUUACUGUUGCUAAUCAUUUUUUUGUGGCAUUGGCCGCAUUUCAGAAGUAGGCUGGAAAAUGUUGCCUUUUGCAAAAAUCCAAAUUUUCGGCAAAACUAAUCCCGGCGCAAAGUGGUUAAGUAAAGUGACAAACCAUUCAAAUGAACUGAUACAAAUGAGUCAUUCCUUGGACGUUCAUCCCAUCAUAAUUGUGAUUUGACUUGUCACAGAAUUGUGUUCAAAGUUCUAUUUUAUAGAAAAGAGUAAAGUACAUAAUGAGGGUGAGGAUAAUGUGGGGAGGGAGACAAAGAAGACAAUUUUGGGUCAUGUACGGUAUCAUGUAAUUAUAAAUUUCAUGUUCAAGAUUAGGCUAUCAUAACUCAGCCAGUUUUACCAAUUGUACAGUUGUUCUUAGAGACAUUAAAGUCCAACAAUAGGAUCUGUACAUGUAUGUUAGUGCAAACAUGUUUUACACAUAGUGUCUAUGUACAGAAAUCUAAUUUUAUUGCAAGCCGAGUAUGUUUUGACAUAUUUGAGUGUUAGUUUUUGAACGGUUGUGUAAUUUAGGUUCACCUUAUGUACGCAUGUAGAAACUACUUUUAAAAUGUUUUUAACAAGUUCGAUUUCCACACUCUACUUUUUGAUCAGCCUUAGCACAGUAACAGUUAGAAUUUACUGAUGUGCUGUAAAAGAACGAGGUAUGUUGUACAUGUAAAUUAUGCAAUUCUGUUGUCUGAUUGUUCAGGAGCAACAGUAGGUCAUGUGUUUCUUAAUAUAACCAAUUUAAUCACAGCAAUGAUCCUCGAUGACGCAACCUGAUCUAGGUAUAAUGCUAGUGCAAAAAUCAUACUUGCUGCGACAUAGACUGAUAUAUGGUACACGAUAAGUGUUUGACCUCGUACAGUGAG
Patiria miniata (bat star) is the source of this 3086-nucleotide messenger RNA. RefSeq names its product bis(5'-adenosyl)-triphosphatase enpp4-like. The record is from RefSeq and is a predicted model, not a curated record. The transcript is spliced from 5 exons. The coding region runs from base 210 to 1730 and encodes 506 amino acids. Lineage: Eukaryota; Metazoa; Echinodermata; Asteroidea; Valvatida; Asterinidae.